Molecule: messenger RNA, 357 nt
Organism: Fusarium graminearum PH-1
Lineage: Eukaryota; Fungi; Ascomycota; Sordariomycetes; Hypocreales; Nectriaceae
Exons: 2
Coding region: 1-357 (118 amino acids)
Source: RefSeq, a predicted model, not a curated record
AUGCCAAGACCAGAGGACAAAUAUCCUGUGUUAAACUACCCACCUGAUGUCCGCUUUGUCACUUGUUUCUUUACUUGGCAGUCAUACUCUAACGGGAGAUACAGUACAGGCUACAGGUUCAGCCCCGCGUUCAAAAGAGCUGUCGCCAAUAAACAAUCACUUAUUGCAGCUGGGUCUGCGGCCUUGGCUGUUGAUCUUUCACGGCAGUGGAUCAUUGGCAAACUGAGAAAUGAGAAAACAUUCAAUCAUUGGUUCACCAACUAUUAUUGCCUAGCCCACGCAGCCCUUCAUAAUAAUCAUGAUCGAGACCGCAAUGACGCCAACACAGAGGAAUACUGCGGGCGAUUGAAGAAGUAA